This is a messenger RNA of Apis dorsata (giant honeybee), 2449 nucleotides long. RefSeq names its product abl interactor 2 (gene Abi). The transcript has 5 exons. Bases 329 to 1762 code for a protein of 477 amino acids. Gene Ontology annotation, molecular function: SH3 domain binding. NCBI's taxonomy places the organism in Eukaryota, Metazoa, Arthropoda, Insecta, Hymenoptera, Apidae. The record is from RefSeq and is a predicted model, not a curated record.
CAUAAAAUCUCGAAGUACCUGUCAUCUUUAGUUUCUUCCAACAAUCUGUCAUUAAGAGUUAGUUUUCUUUUUCGUAUAAUCUUUCUUUUUCUGUUUAAUAUAAUUUUUGUAUAAGUGUAUAGUUUAUCGUAUUUAUAUUUUAAAAUAAACAACACUUUUGUUGAAUUACGUAAAAAUUUUAAUAAACGCUGUCCAAUAGUGUUUCGGUACAUUAUUCGCUUAUACCGAGCGUCGUAUCACGUAACAUAAAUCGUUAUUUAUUUUAAUCUGUUUCGGAGAUUUUUGGUAAUUAUGAAUUAAAGAAGGUGUAAUAGCUGAUAGUUACGACAUGGCUGAGUACCGAUCCGGUUCUUAUUGUGUAUCAUCAGGAGUAGGCAGUGAUUCUGAAGUGAUGGCAGAGUUAGCAGCAUUUCUUGGUCAAGAAAUUCCUGAAGGAAGAAGUAAUCUAGCUGAUAAUCAUAUAAAUCUUGAACGGGUUGCUGAUUAUUGCGAAGCAAAUUAUUUUCAAGCAGAAAACAAGAGAAUAGCUUUAGAAGAAACCAAAAAUUUUACCACUCAAUCAUUGGCUAGUGUAGCCUAUCAAAUAAAUACCCUUGCCUAUAAUUUUUUACAAUUAUUGGAUUUACAAACAUCCCAACUUGCUGAAAUGGAAAGCCAAAUGAACCAUAUUGCUCAAACAGUUAUGAUACACAAAGAAAAAGUAGCUAGAAGAGAAAUUGGAGUUUUAACCGCCAAUAAAAUUACAGUACGUCAAUAUAAAAUUAUUGCACCAGCAAAUCCUGAGAAACCAAUUAAAUAUGUGAGGAAAAGUAUAGAUUAUACAAUUUUGGAUGAUAUUGGACAUGGAGUACGUAGUAGUGGUACUCCAAGAAGUAAACAACGUGGAGGAAGUCAAGGCAGUGUUCAAAGUUUAGGUGCAGCUUCCACGGGUUCUGGAUUAGGUGCUACUAUAGUAGGACCAGCUCCUACUACUAAACCACCCACUCCUCCUCAGACAGUAAGAACUGGAACAUUGAGCAAAGGGUCACGAGAAUACAGAACACCACCUGCAGUUGCUCCACCUCAAGUUCCUAGUCAUUAUGCUCCUAAUUAUCCACUGGGUCAUCCAAGAAGAGAACGUGGUCCUGGUUAUAGUACUUUACCUUUGCAUGCUCAUACCACAUCUCAUUCAACUCACAAUACCAAUCAUAAUGCACAUACAACAAAUACUGUAUCUCAACAUACUUCACCACCUCAAGUAGGAACAGUUCAUCCAUUGCAAAGUCAUCCACAAACACCACCACCAGCACCACCUAGUGUAACAGCAGGAUAUGUUCAAGAACAACACAAUAAUAUGCCUCCCCCACCUUCACCAUUAGUCGGUAUAACUGGUAAUACAUUAGAUUUUACCAGUUAUCAUACAUUGUCGGAAAGAUUAAAUCAUCAAGUUAGUCGAAGUAGUGGCGCUAGUAGCCCACCAUUACCACCGCCUCCACCACCGGAGCAAGAAGAACAUCCGCAAUUUGGUAGACCUACGCAAUCUAGCAGUGCUAUUAUGCCUAUUGUACCAGAUGAGGAAGAUUUACCUGGUUGGGUUCCAAAAAAUUAUAUCGAAAAAGUUGUUGCAAUUUAUGAUUAUUAUGCUGACAAGGAGGAUGAAUUAAGCUUCCAGGAAAGCUCUGUAAUUUAUGUAUUGAAAAAGAAUGACGAUGGGUGGUGGGAAGGAGUCAUGGAUGGCAUAACGGGUUUAUUCCCCGGAAAUUAUGUAGAACCUUGUGUUUAAUGCAUUUUCUAAUAUUGAUAUAUCAAAUUAGAUAUCAAUUUAGAUAUAUCAAAAUCGUGAAUAACGACUAUUCACAAAAGACUGCAAAUUUUAGAGAUAUAUUUGAUUCUCUAAUUUUAAUAUAUUAUUUAGUAUUAAUAGUCGUAAAUAUAUAUAUACUAACAUGUAUUUGAAUGAUGUAAGAAUGCAAAAUGGUGCAACAAAAUAUGGUAUGGAAUACGAUAUAGAGAUAUAAAUUACAGAUUCUUCCAAAAAUCUCAAAUAUGCAAAUUUUCUAAAAAUCAAACUAAUCACAGUUUGUAUCAAUAUAAGAAAGUGUAUUUUUUGGUAAAUAGUGCUCCCUUUAAUGAGUAUUAUUUUAUUUCAAUUUCGAUAGAUCAUAUUUAUAUAUAAGUAUGCAUGAAAAUAUGUCAUUAUUAUUCUGCUAUAUAAUCAAUUAGUUGUUAAUUGUAUGUAUAUAUCUUAGAUGUAAUCAAUGCGACAUUAAUAAUAAGCUAAUCAAUAAUCAAAAUAUCAAACGUCCUAUUGUCGUAACAAGAAUCUUUACGCUUUAUAUCGAAGGUAAUUUUUCAUAAAUUUGUCUUUUAUAAAUUGUUUAAUGAAUUUAUUUUAAUAUUUUAAUGGUUAAUAUUGUAUUCAUCUCAGGAUUUUAUUUCACAUAAAAUAAAGUGAACAAAAGAAAUUUUC